CCUCAGGAGGAACGGCAGUACUCUCACUUGGGGGGAUGUGCUCAGAGUGGACAAAUCAUGUUGACUGUUUGGGCAGAGCACGAGCGCUAGAGCCACGAUGAAGGCCGGGAGAAAGGCGUGCUCCAGGAUGCUGACCGCUCCCACGCUACCGCUCUUCUGCUACCUCCUCUUCCUCUUCCCGUCAGGGGGCAUCGAAGGUGUGAACAUCACCAGCAUGGGGACUCUGGUCCGGGGAGCAGUGGGAGGGGAGGCGAUGCUCUCCGUUCGUUACUCCAGCACCAGCUCAGACCCACCCGUCAUCAAGUGGCAACUGAAAAGGGACAAGCCGGUCACCGUGGUCCAGUCCAUUGGCACGGAGAUCAUCGGCAACUUGCGGACGGAGUACCGAGACCGCGUCCUGGUGUUCGAGAAUGGCACACUCCUGCUCCACAACCUAAAGCUCUCCGACGAGGGAACGUACGAGGUGGAGAUCUCCAUCACUGAUGACAUCUUCACGGGAGAAGGCAACAUCGACCUCACUGUAGAUGAGCCCAUAUCCAGGCUACGCGUGGCCAUGGCCACAGCCACCGUCCUGGAGCUGACUGAGCACUUCACGCUGAACUGCUCCCACGAUGCGGGCACCAAGGCCACCUAUAGCUGGACAAAGGGAGGCAAGCCCCUGGCCAACGACACCCGCCUGAUGCUGUCCCCCAACCAAAAGGUCCUAAGCAUCGGGCGAGUGCUCAUGGUGGAUGACGACAUCUAUGCCUGCCAGGCGGAGAACUCCAUCAGCAAUAUGAAGAGCCUGCCAGUCAAACUCACAGUUUACAAAAGAAGCUCUCUUUACAUUAUACUAUCCACAGGGGGCAUCUUUCUUUUAAUAACCUUGGUAACAGUGUGUGCCUGCUGGAAGCCAUCAAAAAGGAAGAAAAGACAGAGGGAGAAAGCAAAUAUACUGACCCUCAGAUCUGACCCUCAGAACCAUGAUAUAAUACAUGAGGACAAGUCUGAAGAUGAAGCGGUUCCGAUAAUGACCGAGCAUGAGUGCAGAAAUCCAGUGUCACUUUACAUCCUGAAAGAGGAGGACCCUACCACCGAUGAGCCGCCAUCACUGUGCCAAACAUGCACCUCUGAAGGCAGCAGCCCACCGAGCUACGGCAGCUCCUUGGCCCCUCCAUCCCGUUCACCGGAGCCUCCUGCGCGCUCCUCGCGCCGCUACCCCCGCACCCCUACCAACUCUCCCCCUGCGUACCACCACCGGAGGCAGGGCCAGAGCCGGAGCCCACCCGCCCCCUCACCACCUCGCACCCGUGGCCCCGCCCACUCAUCCCUUCCUCCUGCACCCUCCCCUCCGAGGCGGCAGCCCACCGAGGCAGUGCGCACCAACCUGCCCACAACCUGAGUAGCUGACGCUUCAUCCGUUUGCACCAAGCCCAUGUGCUGCUCAGAGAGAGAGAAAAGGCCUUUUUGUGUGCUUGCUUUUGUUUAUGAGACAGAAAUGUAAAUAUGUAAAUAUGCAAAAUACCUGCUUCACAAGAUUUUUUUCAUGUAUAUGUCAGUAUUUUUAUUUCUUUUCAAUGUUCAUGUCCUUUCCUUUCAUUGAAAAAAAAUAGGAUAUAUAAAUACUUGCUGCAGUGUAGGUGAUACAGCUUUUGUUUUGGUCUCAAAUACUGUAUUUGAAACCUUUCUAUAUAUGUUUCAUUACAGCAGAGGAAUUUUUCAAUGACAAUAUAAUUUUCAGCCAAUUUGAAUUACAUCAAGCAGAAAUAGGCCCAUAUUUACCAAUAUUCACUUCAUCUGUAGAGAAAUGCAGAAAAUGUUUUGAAAAAUACAAAAAACAAAUGUAGCUCUGCAUCAUUCAAUAAGAUGUUUUGAGAACAGAUUUCUUUUGGGGGUCUUACCAAUGCUGAUGUGUAUCAUGUAGGUGAAAGGAUGUAUUUCAUUCUAUGUGCUGACUUUGAUUUGAUUUGUGAAUGAACAUUAUUUAUUCAUGAGCCAGUUUUGUGUUUCGAAAAUGGUUUAAUUCGUUUUCUGCAUAGUGACUGUGAUUAUAGGAAAGAAUAGCUCUGAAUAGGAUCUUUUUAUGUUCUUUAGGUUUAUUCUCUUUUAACUGUGGGGGACAAUAUAGGAUGAAAAUACUACAUGCACUGUUACUUGAGCACUUUCAAGGAAAUUCAGGUUCCUUUUGCUCUAAUAUUGACAGUCACUGUCCUACGACAACUGAGUACCAGAAUGUACUUUCGCCCUUUCCAGCUUUAAUCCCUUGCAGUAAAAAAAAAAAGGCUGGUUGGUGUACAGUUUGCAUAAAUUGCAAAGGGCGGUGGUAUAUUGAAGCGGAAAUAAAUCACUGGGCUCUCCAA
Messenger RNA from Electrophorus electricus (electric eel), 2339 nucleotides. RefSeq names its product hepatic and glial cell adhesion molecule b (gene hepacamb). The record is from RefSeq and is a predicted model, not a curated record. NCBI's taxonomy places the organism in Eukaryota, Metazoa, Chordata, Actinopteri, Gymnotiformes, Gymnotidae.